Messenger RNA from Spirodela intermedia, 1018 nucleotides. NCBI's taxonomy places the organism in Eukaryota, Viridiplantae, Streptophyta, Magnoliopsida, Alismatales, Araceae. The record is from the annotation of a GenBank genome assembly.
AUGGGUUAUUGGAAGGCGAGGGUGGUGCCGAGGAUAAUGAAGCUGUUCGAGAAGGACGGAGCAAAGAAGGCAGCGGCGGGCGAGGCCUGCAAGUCCUUCGACGACGCCAAGGUCAACUCCUCCGCUCUCUCUCUCUCUCUCUCUCUCUCUCUCUCUCUCUCUCUCUCUCUCUCUCUCUCAUGGCUAAUUGUCUCCUUCCUCUCGCCAUCUUCCUGGUUCAUGGGUUUGCAGGAGGAAAUGAACAAGGCUUUUGAGGAGAAGAAGAGAGAGCUCCAGCCGAAGGUCAUCCAGAUCUUCGAGCAGUCCUCCGCUGAGAUCAAGGUUCUUCUCUAAACGGGCUUCCUGAUCUCUCCUCCCCAAGCUUCUCCCUCAGAACCCUAACUUUCGUUCUUUCCUUGUUCACCACGACGCAGGCUACUGUGAGGGAACCGACGGAGGCGGCAGUGAAGAAUAUCCCUUCUGCCAUCGCCAAGCUCUUCGAGGAGCUCUCUGAAAUAGGUGAAGCUCCUUCUUGCCCCGAUUCUUUGCCGUAGUCUAAUAUUCUUGGUAAUUUAGAGAGGGGAUGAGUUCUGCAGAUUUUCCCGGGGCGAAGGCCGCCGGAGAGGCGGCGACGAAGUGCGGCGUCGCCCUCAUCGCCGGCCCCGUCGUCUUCGUCUUAGAGAAGGUCGUUACCCUCCUCCCCGCCGAGGCGCCGAAACCGGAAGAACCAGACACCGGCGCCGCCGCGGACGGGGGCGGUGUGGAGACUGCACCGGCGGAGGAAGAGCAAAAGAAAGAGGAGGAAGCUCCCCCCGCCGGUGUGGCGGUGGUGGUUCCAAAGGAAGAGGUUCCAAUGACGGAGGAAGCCCCCGACGCUGUUGUUGCGGCUGCUCCGGCGGAGGAAUUGCAGAAGAAAGAAGACCCGAAGAAGGAGGAAGCUCCCUCUGCUGCUGCUGUGAUACCCGUGGAGGAGGAGCAGAAGCCCGUUGCGGCGGCGCCGGCACCAGCGCCGGCGAAGGCGGCGGAGGGCAAUGCCUGA